UCUCUCUCUCUCUCUCUCUCUCGCUAUGGACUCGAUUCGCCGCGCGCUCAGCACGUUCACGCUGCGCGGCAGCCCGCCGCCGCUCGUGAUUCCGCAAGACCCUGACAUGGUCGAUGAGAUGGUCUGCGCUGCCAUCAUUGCGAAUGACACGAGACAACUCGCUGCGUUGGCCGACUCGCCCAAAUUCAACGUCAACCUCCAGUUUGGCAGAGCAAGACGAACGUUUCUGCACGUCGCAGUCGGCGUGUCGGCGGUAGACUGCGCGCUGUUGCUGCUCAAGCGAGGCGCGGAUCCUAAUCUGGGAGACGCCGGCGGAAACACCUCUCUGCACCUGGCCGCACGGAACGGACUGAAAAAGGUCAUGAAGGUACUGCUCGAGCACAAGGCAGACCUCACGGCGGCAAACUCGGACGGCUUUACCGUGACGCAUUGGCUUGCCUCGAACGGGCGCCUGGAGCUGAUGAACUACUUGCUGGAUCUCAAGGUGCCCAUGGAGGUGACCGACACCCAAGGCCAGACGCCUCUGCACGUGGCUGCCAUGAAUGGGCAUCGCGAGAUUGUCCAGCUGCUGCUCGACGCGCAUGUCGAUGUCGACAAGAAAGACCGCAAUGGGCGCACCGCGUCCUUCUUUGCCGCGCGCUACGGCCAAACAGACUGCCUACGGCUACUGCUCACGCGUGGAGCAGUGCCAGUGCCCGAUUCUGCGGGCGUCUCGCCGCUGCACUUGACCGUGCGUGGUGGCUUCCGUGACUGCGUGCAUCUUCUCGUCAAGCGCGACCCUUCGCGCUGCCUGGACACUGUCCUGCAGAUUGUUUCGCAACCUGGCAUGGAGGAUGACAAAGCGCUCCCCGUGCUAAAGUACGUGGCCGAAGAAGGAGGCGGCGCCCUGCGUCCAAUGGUCAUGUCCAAGCUGGCCGCGUUCAUUGCCAACGAAGGCCAGCAGCUGCUGUCCUUGCAUUCCGAUGUUGAUGCGGUAUCGUCCAAUUUCAUCCGCAUGGUCAAGUUGUUUGCCGAGCUCUUGCAUGCCUUUGUCUCCUGGCCAGGCAUUGACCAGUACAUUGGAAUUGUGGGGCGCGACGAUGACAAUCCGAGCCCGUUGCCCAAGUCGACGAGCAAUUCGUCAUUUUCAACCUUGUCUUCGCCCUCUGCCACAUCUGGUUUGAGCACGAGCGCGGGCGGUGCAUCGAGCUCCUCCUCCUUCGCCGCAGGAAAUCCCAGCAGCAAUACUACCAGCUCGUUGCCUCGGCGAAACAGCAACACGAGCGGCUUGCGUUUUGGGUUUGGCCAUGCACGCACGAGCAGCGCUACUUCGUCCAACGCCACCACUCCGUCCAACAACAGCAGCAACAACAACGAGGGCUCAAGUAGCAGUAACAACAACAACAACCCGAUGGGCAGCACGAGCAAUUCAGUCCUUGCUCCGAUGCUCGCCGUGUCCACCUCCAGCUCGUCUGGCACAAGUCCGACAGCGCCAGGUCCCGUGUCUUCGCUGGCUGCGCCGUCCACACCUACCCGCAACAACGAAGAGCAACCCAUUGCCAGGUCGGGCUCCAUCUCCAUCCCUUCCCCGUCGAUGGUCAUUUUGGGGGCGACGGACGACGCCAGCCACUCGCAUGGCGGAGCUGUUCUGCUUGAAUCGUUGUGGACUGCAUUGGAAGAGUGGCUGGCCCUGCUGGCCCAACAAACGGCGGGCACCAGCGGCACGAGCCCGAGCGUGGGAUUGAGUGUCGCGCCAGCAGUGCUGGUCACGCCAGAACCGGGUAUUGCACCGUCGUCCGUCGCCACUGGCCCAGACUCUCCCGCCACUGGCACAGACGCUCCCGCUGAAACCGACGCACCCUCGGCUCUUUCGAGUCGAGCUGCCGAGAAGCGCAAAAGCCGCUUGGCCGAGGACACUGAGCGUUCCGUUCCCGCUCUUGCACUUUCAACAACAUCGUCCUCGCCUCCUCAGAGUUCUACCGACCAUGCUCCUUCCGACCUGAUGCGUCUGUAUGCAGACCGACUUGCGUGCAUCAUCCAUGGCUUUUACUUGUGCUGCUCGCGCAAGAGUUCAGCCUUGCCGCCGCGUUUCCUCCAAUUCGUCUACCGCCAUUGCGCCACCCUCCGGCGAUUCGUCGAACGCAACCCCAUCAUAAUCUUUAAGCACUUUCAUUUUCUGCUCGACCAUAGCCUCCUUAUGGACCGGUUUAUCGAUGUGGUUCGGGCACAGCCGUUCGCCCUGCGUCGUGAGUGGUUUUUCGAAAACCUGACUAGCGACUCCCAUGUGGACGACAGCAUGUUCCUGGACGAGAGCAAGGUGAUGGUGGUCGAGCGUGAAAACCUCUUCCAAGCGUCCUGCGGUGCCCUUUCGAAGAAAUCGGCAGACGAGCUGCGCAAUCCGUUUGGCAUUCGAUUCCGCGGAGAAGCGGGCGUUGGAGCUGGUGUUCGCCGGGAGUGGUUUGAUUCGCUGUCGCACGAGAUUCUCGACCCAAACUAUGCCCUGUUUGUGCCCUCGGAAGACGGAUGCACGUUCCAACCGAACCCCAACUCGCACAUCAAUCCCGACCACUUGUCCUACUUUCGCUUUGCAGGCCGCGUGAUUGGCAUGGCGCUCUUCCACCGCCAGCUCCUCGACGUUUACUUUACGCGCUCGUUCUACAAGCACAUUCUGGGAAUCCCAAUCAGCUAUGCCGAUGUCGAGUCCAUCGACCAGGGCUACUACAAGAGCCUGCAGUGGGUGCUGGACAACCAGAUUGAAGGCAGCGAGCUCGAUCUGGUCUUUGCCAUUGAAGUGGAUAACUUUGGCAAGGUUGAUCUCAUCGAGCUCAAGCCCGGCGGUGCUCACAUUGCCGUGACGGAUGAGAACAAGGCGGAAUAUGUCCAGCUGGCCACCCAGCUCAAAAUGACGUGCGCGAUUGGACCUCAAAUCUGCUCCUUCUUGGAUGGCUUCCACGAGUUUGUCCCGGCUUCGCUCGUGGCAAUCUUUAAUGAAUACGAAUUGGAGCUGCUGAUCAGUGGAAGCAAAGAGAUUGACAUUGCAGACUGGGAGGAGCACACUGCGUACAAUGGGUUUGAAAAGACGGAUUCUGUUAUCAAGUGGUUUUGGGAGAUGGUGCAGCAAUUCCCAAAAGAUCAGCGGAUUAUGCUACUGCAGUUUGUCACUGGCUCUUCACGGGUUCCACUGGGCGGAUUUGCCAAUCUCAUGGGCGUUUCGGGGAAGGAGGCAUUUACAAUUAGCAAGUUAGAUGACAGCGUGGAGCGUCUGCCGAGCGCGAGCACAUGCUUUAACCUGCUCAAAAUGCCCGCGUAUUCGUCCGCCGCAAUGGUCGUGGAGAGGUUUCAGAUGGCGUUGGCUGGCGGCAGCAAGCAAUUUGACUUUGCGUAGCUGCGUGUUUUGGUGUGGUUGCGUCGUCAACCUCUUGUUUGUCGUUUCAUCUCGGUAUGAGGGAAAAGUUGUUUCAACUUUGAGCAAUUCGUACAUCUCUCUUAAGCAUGUCAAGGAAAAAUAAAGCGCGCUGUAACAUUGGCGUUCCAUGUGUCUGGC
Molecule: messenger RNA, 3523 nt
Organism: Capsaspora owczarzaki ATCC 30864
Lineage: Eukaryota; Filasterea; Ministeriida; Capsasporidae
Product: HECT and ankyrin repeat domain-containing protein
Exons: 7
Coding region: 26-3364 (1112 amino acids)
Biological process (GO): protein polyubiquitination; proteasome-mediated ubiquitin-dependent protein catabolic process; positive regulation of protein catabolic process
Cellular component (GO): nucleus
Molecular function (GO): protein binding; ubiquitin-protein transferase activity
Source: RefSeq, a predicted model, not a curated record